Messenger RNA from Solanum lycopersicum (tomato), 1098 nucleotides. Its product is annotated as fasciclin-like arabinogalactan protein 11. The record is from RefSeq and is a predicted model, not a curated record. Lineage: Eukaryota; Viridiplantae; Streptophyta; Magnoliopsida; Solanales; Solanaceae. Gene Ontology annotation, biological process: plant-type secondary cell wall biogenesis. Gene Ontology annotation, cellular component: plasma membrane.
AUGAUUUCCAACUUCUCACCAACCAUACAAAAUUUUGUAUUUUCUUCUCCAUAAAACCCCUCAAUUUCUCAAGCACCAAUCAUCUUUCAAAGUUCAAUUUCUCAUAGCAAAUAUGAUGAGUCAUCUUGUUUUUUCUCUUUCCCUCUUAGCAAUUUUCCUCCAUUCUUGCACCUUCACCCUCGGUCAGAAUCCUGCCUCUGCUCCCGCUCCAUCGGGUCCCACCAAUAUAACGAAAAUACUCGAAAAAGCCGGUCAAUUCACCACAUUUAUCCGACUCUUAGGAACUACUCAAGCUGGUGAUCAGAUCAAUACACAAUUGAAUAAUUCGAAACAAGGAAUGACUGUUUUUGCACCUACUGAUAAUGCAUUUUCGAGCUUAAAAGCGGGAACUCUCAAUUCUCUAAGUUCUCAAGAACAAGUUCAGUUAGUGCAAUUUCAUGUACUUCCUAGUUUUAUUUCAGUUUCACAGUUUCAAACUGUGAGUAAUCCAUUGAGGACUCAAGCUGGAGAUACUAGUCCCGGUGAUUUCCCGUUAAAUGUAACGACUUCCGGGAAUCAAGUGAAUGUGUCCACCGGAAUUGUAGAUGCUACUGUAGGUAAUACGAUAUAUACUGACGGCGAGCUCGCGGUUUAUCAGGUGGAUAAAGUGCUUCAGCCAUUGAGUAUCUUUGCUUCUCCGUCGCCGGCCACAGCACCGGAACCGGCGACUACAGAAACGUCGAAUCUGAAGAAGAAGUCUCCGGCAGCGUUGAGUCCGAGCUCCGGGAGCGAUGAUACUCCGGCGGAUAAAUCGGGUGCUGAUAGCGUGAACAACGUGGCGGCGUUGGCGAUUGGGGCUUUCUGUUUUGCGUUUUGGUUGUGACAUUAGAAUUUUUUGACGGUUGUGAUUGGUAAUGAAUCAUAUGGUUUGGAAGAAAUUACGGCUGCAGGUUUGGAUUCGACGGUUGUGAUCGUAUGUGAUUUCCCUCAAUUUGAAUAAUUUGUGUUUCUUUAUUGUUCCCUCCUUUUUCAUUUCAUGUGUUCUCAAUUUGGAUUUUCAACUGUAACAUAUGAAUCAAAUUUUGAAGUGGUGAACAUUUAUAUGUUUUUCAAUCGUCA